Triticum dicoccoides is the source of this 1925-nucleotide messenger RNA. Its product is annotated as hydroxycinnamoyltransferase 1-like. The transcript is spliced from 3 exons. The record is from RefSeq and is a predicted model, not a curated record. Gene Ontology annotation, molecular function: acyltransferase activity, transferring groups other than amino-acyl groups. Bases 407 to 1723 code for a protein of 438 amino acids. Lineage: Eukaryota; Viridiplantae; Streptophyta; Magnoliopsida; Poales; Poaceae.
CGGCGGUCGACAGCGAAUGUCUGUCCGCACCGCCCCCGCACUCGGCGCAGCCGGAACCUGGGAGCGCGCCCAAUGUCAGGCGGGGCGGUGAGCCGUGCCCAUCUGCCAAACACUCCCCUCCUCUUUGCCGUCCGUCACCAUCGCCUCCCCGUCCCCGUUCCCGUCCCCAUCCCACCAACUCCCCACCCAUCGCCGCAGAGCACAGCACAAUCACAGGAACGCCGCCGCUCCGCCCGACCACCCGCUCGCCCGCCCUAUAUAAGCAGCUCCACCCCCCACUCGCCCACCAGCUGCUCUCCACCAAGAGCUGCUACUACCACCCAACCAUCCCGUCGGCUUUGCCGCGCCGCCGACGCCGCCGCAGAUCUGAUCCACCACACCGCCGUCCGUCCACCCCUCUUCCACGAUGGCGAUCACGGUGAGGCGGUCCACGAUGGUGCGGCCGGCGGUGGAGAGGCCGCGGGAGAGGCUCUGGAACUCCAACCUCGACCUCGUCGUGCCGCGCUUCCACACGCCCAGCGUCUACUUCUACCGCCGCCCCGAGGCGGGCGCGGACGGCUUCUUCGACGCCGACCGGAUGCGCCUCGCGCUGGCCGACGCGCUCGUGCCCUUCUACCCCAUGGCCGGCCGCCUCGCGCGCGACGAGGACGGCAGGGUCGAGAUCGACUGCAGCGGGGAGGGGGUGCUCUUCGUCGAGGCCGACGCGCCAGGCGCCGCCGUCGACGACUACGGGGACUUCGCGCCCACCAUGGACCUCAAGCGCCUCAUCCCGCCCGUCGACUACACCGACGACAUAUCCUCCUUCCCGCUCCUGGUGCUUCAGGUGACCUACUUCAAGUGUGGUGGCAUCUCCCUUGGUGUCGGAAUGCAACACCAUGUUGCUGAUGGCAUGUCUGGCUUGCAUUUCAUCAACUCGUGGUCUGACCUCUGCCGUGGAGCUAAAAUUGCUGUCACGCCCUUCAUCGACCGCACUCUCGUCCGUGCUCGUGAUCCACCGACUCCAUCUUACCCACAUAUUGAGUAUCAGCCUGCCCCAGCCAUGCUGUCGUCCGUGCCUCAGGCUCUAGGUGGCAAGCCAACGCCGCCUCCCACUGCUGUGGACAUCUUCAAGCUCACCCGCUCAGAGCUUGGCCGCCUACGUUCUCAGCUGCCCACAAGUGAAGGCGCUCCACGGUUCAGCACGUAUGCUGUUCUAGCUGCACACGUCUGGCGCUGCGUCUCCCUUGCGCGCAACCUGUCUCCUGAACAACCCACCAAGCUGUAUUGUGCCACCGAUGGGCGACAACGGCUGCAGCCCCCGCUGCCAGAGGGUUACUUUGGGAAUGUCAUCUUCACCGCCACCCCGCUCGCUGAGGCAGGCAAGGUUACGAGCGGGCUGGCAGAAGGAGCAGCGGUCAUCCAGGGAGCGCUAGACAGGAUGACCAGCGACUACUGCCAAUCAGCCCUGGACUACCUGGAGAUGCAGCCGGACCUGUCAGCAUUGGUCCGUGGAGCGCACACUUUCCGGUGCCCCAACCUCGGCCUCACCAGCUGGGUGCGCCUGCCGAUCCAUGAUGCCGAUUUCGGCUGGGGUCGGCCGGUGUUCAUGGGUCCUGGCGGCAUCGCGUACGAGGGGCUGGCGUUCGUCCUCCCGAGCGCGGCCAAGGACGGCAGCCUGUCCAUCGCCAUCUCAUUGCAGGCGGAGCACAUGGAGAAGUUCAGGAAGCUGAUCCUUGAUGUGUAGAUAGACCGCAUUUUAGAGAGAAGUUUUACAGGGCAACAAGCUUCAGGUUGUGCCGAACGUUUUUCUGGGGUAUAUAUGCCUGAAGUUUCAAAUGAACAUACACCGGAGUUUAUAUGGUGGACAGAACAUAAUCUUAUUCUUAUGUGGUAUCAAUAAUGAAUUCUGUUUUUUGUGUAUGGAGAAAUUAAAACUGAAUUGUGGA